AUGGACCCUCUGUGUGAAUGCAUCAGGGACUGCACAGACUCUGGGGACGUCCUGCUGAGGCGGCUGCUGGAGGCCCACAGUCUGGAGGACGUGUGGAGGACUUUGCAGGACUUUCCAGACAGGGCCCGGCUUGUGAAGGAGCUGGAGACUACAGUGGUAGAACUGCAGCGUUUAGCAGUUUCUACAGGAGAACGGGGGUGUUUACAGUCCCUCAAAGCACAAAAGUCGGCCUUGGCCAGCCUGCUGGGCACCGCUGCACAGGGGGCUCUGGUCCGGUCCCGCCACAUGGAUCUGACCCAGAUGGAUGUACUCUCUCAGUUCUUUUUCAGUCUGGAGGUAAAGAACGGGCAGAAGAGGAUCAUCCAGUCUCUGCGCUCGGACAUCGGUCGCCUCAUCACAGACUCUGCAGAGGUCAGGAGUUUUGCCGCGGGCUUUUAUGAACAUUUGUUUAGCUCUGAGCUGCGUCCCGGGUCUGUUAUGGGAGGCCGGUUUGGGGACGUUCUGCCUCAGGUCAGUGAUGAGGACAAUAAGAAACUGGAGGCCCCACUGACUCUGGCUGAACUGGGCUCUGCAGUGGGGAGUCUAAAACCAGGCAGAGCUCCGGGCAUAGACGGACUUUUGGCCGAUUUUUAG
Messenger RNA from Knipowitschia caucasica, 633 nucleotides. The record is from the annotation of a GenBank genome assembly. NCBI's taxonomy places the organism in Eukaryota, Metazoa, Chordata, Actinopteri, Gobiiformes, Gobiidae.